CACCUGACUUAAGUCCUCAAUUUCACAUUUCAAAUUUGGAAUUUUGUUUGAAAAUCUCGAUUUUGUUAAUCUGUGGGAAUCCGCAACAACGGCUCGUCUGAAAUUUGCGAUGUCACAUUUACUGUUUAGGUCGCACAGCUGUAGAAAUUACGGCAGAGGCAGAGCUACGAGUCAUCGACGAUACUCAACUCAGGAUAGUGUGUGCGGAUUGAUAACGGGCUCUAAUAAAAGAAGUUGCUUACUAUAUAUAUACUGCCAUGGGUGAACGGAAAGGAGUCAACAAGUAUUACCCUCCCGACUAUGACCCGAGCAAAGGAGGCCUCAAUAAAUUCCUGGGCACUCACGCUUUGCGUGAGCGUGCCCGGAAGCUGCAUCUUGGCAUUCUCAUCAUCCGCUUUGAGAUGCCAUACAACAUUUGGUGUGAUGGAUGUGGCAACCAUAUUGGCACUGGUGUCAGGUACAAUGCUGAGAAGAAAAAAGUUGGGAUGUAUUACACGACUCCCAUCUAUCAGUUUCGGAUGAAAUGUCAUCUCUGUGACAAUCACUUUGAAAUCCAAACAGACCCAGCUAAUUUGGACUAUGUAAUCACGAGUGGAGCGCGACGUCAAGAACGUCGAUGGGACCCUUCAGAAAAUGACCAAGUUGCGCCUGAUGACAAAGCUGUUGGACGGAGGCUGGCUGCUGAUGCCAUGUUCAAACUUGAGCAUCGUAGUGAUGAUCAAAGCAAGGCCAGUGCUUUGGACUCAGUCAUGAAGGAUUUAGAAGACCUACAAGGAUCAAGGUGGGAAGAUGAUUUCUCAGCCAACCAAGCCCUCCGUCAAAAGUUUCGUGCUUCUGAGAACGCCAUUAAAGCUCAAGAACGUGUGGACUCCAAGUACCGCUUGAGUGUUGCACUGCUACCUCCUUCUGCUGCUGAUGCUGAACAGGCCGCGCUUCUCUCCAUAUCUAAGCCUAAAUCUCUCAACGAGUCUGUGGAGAAGCGGAAGCUGCUGGACUCGGCAAGUGUUUUUGCAGCGCUGAGGCCGAAAAGCAUCAGCCGCGCUGCCAAGAAAGACGUCGCCAAACAGUCACUGGCAAACAUCGUGGCUGCGGGUACUCAGUCUUUUGAUACUUUCAAAAAUGACUUCGGCCGUGACAUGAAAGAUCUUAUUAAGAAAAAGGGAAAGCCUCUGAAUGGAGGCGUUAGUUGCGAGUCUGCAUCAAUUGGAAGUUCAGUAAGGCGCUCGUCAAAUGCUCACAAAAGUUCACGUGUCGGCGACAAUUGUGUUGACUCUAAGAGAUCCAAGUGGAGCACAGAUCCGAGUAUUUUACCUCCUAAGGUAAAUUCAAAUGAGAAUGGCUGUGCUAUAAGCAAACCCAGUGUACAAAAUUCUCCCUGCAAUGGCGUUUCUAAUGCAUGUUCAGAAGUCGGCGACGGUCAAGGCCGUCUCGGUGAAACUGGAACCCAUCCCGAGACCUCCAAUUCGACCUCUAAAACGUCUACAGACUUUAUUCACGAGUCUAUUCUAAUUUCGGCUAAAGUUCCCUGUAAUAAUGAUGAAAAUUUAUCUUUCGGUCAAAAUAAUUGUGACAAUUUUCCAUUGAAAUCGGAAUCAACGAUACAAAGAAUACACGAGUCUGCACCGAGCAAGAUCACUCUACCUGAGCCUGUCGCUUCAAGUGACCGUCAUGUUGACGGUCACAAGAAGGAAGAAACGUUAACACAAUUAUCUAACUUAGUUGAUUAUUCUGGUUCUGAAAGUGAUUAAAGAUUUGAUUUAACACGAGGAUUUUUAAAGUAAAAUAUAUUUUGUUGCAAUUCUUCGUGCCGUACUCCAGAAGUGGAUAGGUAUAUUUUUUCGCACACAAUGGCCACUACUUGAAACGUGCGUUGAAUGAUUCUAUGAUACUUACAAUGUUAUUUACUCGCAUCACAUGUUUAUGUUAUAAACGUGAAGAAAUAAAUUCUUGACAUACAUUA
Hyalella azteca is the source of this 1960-nucleotide messenger RNA. Its product is annotated as probable splicing factor YJU2B. Gene Ontology annotation, biological process: mRNA splicing, via spliceosome. The coding region runs from base 258 to 1748 and encodes 496 amino acids. Gene Ontology annotation, cellular component: post-mRNA release spliceosomal complex; U2-type spliceosomal complex. Lineage: Eukaryota; Metazoa; Arthropoda; Malacostraca; Amphipoda; Hyalellidae. The record is from RefSeq and is a predicted model, not a curated record. The transcript has 6 exons.